GGAAUGGCCGUGACCCUGCUGGGAUCAGAUAUGGACUGGGCGUACCCCACUAUUCCCAACAACAUCUCGUGCCUGUCGUCGAUGGACCAGCAAUGUCGCCUUAGCUACGGCAAGUGCCUCGGAGGCUCCACGAGUAUCAACUAUAUGAUGUAUACCCGUGGCAACCCACGCGAUUACGAUGACCUAGGCAUCAAAGGCUGGUCCUGGAAUGAUAUGAUGCCUUAUUUCUUGCGCUACGAAGGCUUGGAAGACUUGUACAGACUUCCAACUACUUCUAUCCCCCACCACAACUCCGCUGGUAUUAUGAAGUUAGGUUUUUUCACAGAAUCUGGAAACCCCUGGCAUUCAAGUAUAAUACAAGGUCUUACAGCUUUAAAUUUUCCGUCUAACUCCGAUAUGAAUGCCGACUCGCAAAUAGGAGUGUCGCAAGUGAUUGGGUACGUGCACGAAGGCGAGCGCAUGAGCACGGCACGCGGAUACCUGGCACGCAACGAUGUCAAGAGAGUACUGAAGAUCGCGAAGGACACGCAGUGUACCGGUGUCAUCUUCGACGACAACAAUAAUGCGAUAGGAAUCAAGGUUGUGACAAAAGAUGGGAAGGUAAAUAAGACAUUGCGACUCUACGCGAGGAAGGAAGUCAUUCUGUCAGCGAGGACGAUUGGAACAGCACAGAUUCUGAUGCUUUCCGGCGUAGGACCGGCGGCUCAUUUAAAUAGUUUAGGCAUUCCGGUGCGCGCCGAUCUACCCGUAGGCGAUAACAUCAGCGAUCACGUGCUGCCGCUAAUAUACAUACCGGUACAUCCAGGCUUCGCCGCUCGGAGCGGGGAUCUAUUAAAUCCCGUGAGGGAUCUAGUAGAGUGGUUUAUCUCGCGCGGGGGACCGGCGGCCUCCAAUGGCGUUACCGACGUCACUGCGAUGUUCAAUUCUCACUGCUACGAUUUCGAUAAGCGUAAUAAACUCAUUCGCAAUAGCUCAGAUUGCGAACUUCCAAACCUGCAACUGAUAAAUGCAUUCAUGGAACACCGGCAGAUACAGGGUUUGGAAGGUCAAGUUCAGAAAUCAUCAGGCUUAAGCAUGGACAUAAUACAACAGCUUCAAGUCGCAAACCAACACCAGGCUAUAAUAGUGACUUCGCCCGUCGUGCUCCGGCCGUACUCGCGCGGCACCAUACGGCUGGCCAGUGCCGAUCCUUUAAAGCACCCAGCUAUUUUUCCAAACUACUUGUCGGACGAGCGGGAUGUCGAGAAGAUGCUGCGCAGCAUUAAGAUCUUGGAGCACCUGGUUGAAACGCCGGAGUACAAAGCAUACAAUGCGUCUAUCCUGCGCUUGAGUCUGCCGGGCUGUCCGGAUUACUCGUGUGACCGUGAAGGGUACUGGACUUGUUAUAUCCGUCACAUGACGUACUCGUCGUUCCACGCGGUGGGCAGCGCGCGACUGGGGGCCGUGCUGGAUGAGAAGCUGCGCGUGCGCGGCGUGGCGCGCCUACGCGUGGCCGACCUCAGCGCGCUGCCGGGGCUGCCGCGCGGCAACACUGCUGCUGCCGCCAUUGCCAUCGGGGAGCGCGUUGCUGACUUAAUCUUGCAAGAUGCUGCUUAA
This is a messenger RNA of Cydia splendana, 1596 nucleotides long. RefSeq names its product glucose dehydrogenase [FAD, quinone]-like. NCBI's taxonomy places the organism in Eukaryota, Metazoa, Arthropoda, Insecta, Lepidoptera, Tortricidae. Gene Ontology annotation, molecular function: flavin adenine dinucleotide binding; oxidoreductase activity, acting on CH-OH group of donors. The transcript has a single exon. The record is from RefSeq and is a predicted model, not a curated record. The coding region runs from base 4 to 1596 and encodes 530 amino acids.